GGGUUCGCUCGCCGGCUCCGACGCAGACAUGGUGGACUGAUCCGCAGCGGGGCCGCGAACAGCGUUUCCUGAGGCACCUCCCGCGCGUGGUUCCGCCGCGCCCCGCGCCCUGCGCCCCUCAGCCCCUCGCCGGCGCCCGCGUCGCGGGUUGGCAGCCUAGCCCGGCAGCCGCGUUCCCGCCGCGUCCCGCGCCCGGUACCUAUGGAGGCGCCGCUCGCCGGCGAGGCCGCCGACCAUGCCUAGGAGGGCCGGGAGCGGUCAGCUGCCGCUGCCCCGGGGCUGGGAGGAGGCCAGGGACUACGACGGCAAGGUCUUCUACAUUGACCACAACACCAGGAGGACCAGCUGGAUCGACCCCCGGGACAGGUUAACGAAGCCCUUGUCAUUUGCUGAUUGUGUUGGGGAUGAGCUGCCGUGGGGAUGGGAAGCAGGGUUUGACCCUCAGAUUGGUGUCUACUACAUCGAUCACAUCAACAAAACCACGCAGAUAGAAGAUCCAAGAAAACAAUGGAGGGGGGAACAGGAGAAGAUGCUCAAGGACUACCUCUCUGUGGCACAGGAUGCCCUCCGGACACAGAAGGAACUGUACCAUGUGAAGGAGCAGAGGCUGGCGCUGGCCCUGGAUGAAUACGUGCGAUUAAAUGAUGCCUAUAAGGAAAAGUCAAGUUCUCACACAAGCUUAUUCUCAGGAUCUUCAUCCAGUACUAAAUAUGAUCCCGAUAUUUUAAAAGCUGAGAUCUCCACUACAAGAUUAAGGGUUAAAAAGCUAAAGAGAGAGCUCUCACAGAUGAAGCAGGAACUGCUCUAUAAAGAACAAGGCUUUGAAACAUUGCAGCAAAUUGAUAAAAAAAUGUCUGGAGGCCAGAGCGGGUAUGAACUCAGUGAAGCCAAAGCCAUUCUAACAGAACUAAAAUCUAUCAGAAAGGCAAUUAGCUCAGGAGAAAAAGAAAAACAAGAUCUGAUGCAGAGUCUUGCUAAGCUGCAGGAGCGGUUUCAUUUGGAUCAGAACAUUGGCAGAUCUGAGCCAGAUUUGAGAUGUAGUCCUGUGAACUCUCAUUUAUGUCUCUCCAGACAGACCCUUGAUGCUGGGUCACAAACAAGCAUUUCCGGAGAUAUUGGAGUAAGAAGUAGAUCAAAUUUAGCUGAAAAGGUCAGGCUAAGCCUACAGUAUGAAGAAGCCAAAAGAAGUAUGGCCAACUUAAAAAUUGAACUGUCAAAAUUGGACAGUGAGGCCUGGCCUGGGGCACUGGAUAUUGAGAAGGAAAAACUGAUGCUGAUUAAUGAAAAAGAAGAACUUUUGAAAGAGCUUCAGUUCGUCACCCCACAGAAACGUACCCAAGAUGAAUUAGAACGCCUAGAAGCUGAAAGGCAGCGGCUGGAAGAAGAGUUGCUGUCUGUGAGGGGAACACCAAGCAGAGCUCUGGCCGAGAGAUUGAGAUUGGAAGAGAGAAGAAAAGAGCUGCUACAGAAACUUGAAGAAACUACUAAAUUAACUACUUAUUUGCAUUCACAACUUAAAAGCCUCUCUGCCAGCACCCUGUCCAUGUCAUCUGGGAGCAGCCUGGGUUCCCUGGCAUCGAGUCGGGGCUCUCUGAACACCUCCAGCAGAGGGUCACUCAACUCCCUCAGUUCCACCGAACUCUAUUACAGCAGUCAAAGUGAUCAGAUAGAUGUGGAUUAUCAGUAUAAACUGGACUUCCUUCUGCAAGAGAAAAGCGGUUACAUUCCUUCUGGACCCAUCACCACCAUCCAUGAAAACGAGGUGGUCAAGUCCCCUAGCCAGCCUGGCCAGAGUGGACUCUGUGGAGUGGCAGCUGCAGCAACAGGCCACACUCCUCCACUGGCUGAGGCCCCGAAGUCUGUGGCCUCCCUGUCCUCGAGGUCCUCCCUUUCCUCCUUGUCUCCUCCAGGCUCUCCCUUGGUUUUGGAAGGCACGUUUCCCAUGUCUUCUUCUCAUGAUGCCUCUCUCCAUCAGUUCACUGCUGACUUUGAAGACUGUGAGUUGAGUAGCCAUUUUGCAGAUAUCAGCCUCAUCGAAAAUCAGAUUUUGCUGGAUUCUGAUUCAGGAGGAGCCUCCCAGUCUCUUUCAGAGGAUAAAGACCUUAAUGAAUGUGCUAGGGAGCCAUUAUAUGAAGGAACUGCAGAUGUGGAAAAAUCAUUACCAAAAAGAAGAGUGAUCCACUUGCUUGGGGAGAAAACCACUUGUGUGUCGGCUGCUGUGUCUGAUGAGUCUGUGGCUGGAGACAGUGGGGUCUAUGAAGCUUUCGUGAAACAACCUAGUGAAAUGGAAGAUGUCACAUACAGUGAAGAGGAUGUAGCCAUUGUAGAGACCGCCCAGGUUCAGAUAGGACUCAGAUACAAUGCAAAAAGUUCAAGUUUCAUGGUGAUUAUAGCACAGCUCCGAAACCUUCAUGCCUUCUUGAUACCUCAUACUUCAAAAGUAUAUUUUAGGGUUGCCGUUCUUCCUUCCUCAACUGAUGUCAGCUGUCUGUUUCGCACAAAAGUUCAUCCGCCCACAGAAUCCAUUUUAUUCAAUGAUGUGUUCAGAGUCGCCAUUUCCCAAACAGCCUUACAACAGAAGACACUGAGGGUAGACCUUUGCUCUGUCAGUAAACACCGAAGGGAAGAAUGCCUGGCUGGAACUCAGAUCAGCCUGGCAGAUUUACCAUUUUCCAGUGAGGUUUUCACUCUAUGGUAUAACUUGCUUCCUUCCAAGCAAAUGCCUUGCAAAAAGAAUGAAGAAAAUGAGGACUCUGUAUUUCAACCAAACCAGCCGUUAGUAGAUUCUAUAGACUUGGAUGCAGUGUCAGCCUUACUUGCAAGAACAUCAGCUGAGUUGUUAGCUGUGGAACAAGAAUUAGCACAAGAAGAAGAAGAAGAAUCAGGACAAGAAGAGCCAAGGGGCCCAGAUGGAGACUGGUUAAACACUUAUUUCCUUUGCUGUUGGGAGCUCAAAGAUGAUGUGUUUACACGGCUUACAGUGAAACCUUUGCUAACAAUGCUAAGAGAGGCCUCUGAUGAAAUUGUGGCUGAAAAAGAGGCUGAAGUUAAAUUGCCAGAGGACAGUAGCUGUACAGAAGAUUUAAGUUCAUGCACUAGUGUGCCUGAGAUGAAUGAAGACGGGAACAGGAAAGAAAGCAACUGUGCCAAAGACCUCAGAAGUCAGCCACCUACUAGAAUACCAACACUGGUUGACAAAGAGACAAACACUGAUGAAGCCGCUAAUGACAAUAUGGCAGUUCGCCCCAAAGAGCGCAGCAGCCUGAGCUCUAGACAGCAUCCGUUUGUGAGGAGCAGUGUGAUAGUGCGCUCACAGACCUUUUCUCCAGGAGAGCGGAACCAGUACAUCUGCAGGUUAAAUCGGAGUGACAGUGACAGUUCAACCCUGGCUAAAAAAUCACUGUUUGUGAGAAACUCCACCGAACGCCGCAGUUUGAGGGUCAAAAGGACGGUUUGCCAGUCAGUCCUUAGAAGAACAACACAGGAAUGCCCAGUGCGGACAUCUCUAGACUUAGAACUGGACCUUCAGGCAUCUCUGACCCGGCAGAGCCGCCUCAAUGAUGAGCUGCAGGCGCUGAGGGACUUGCGGCAGAAGCUGGAGGAACUGAAAGCUCAGGGAGAGACUGACCUUCCACCAGGCGUGCUGGAGGAUGAGAGGUUCCAGAGGCUUCUGAAGCAAGCUGAGAAGCAGGCUGAACAGUCCAAAGAAGAGCAGAAGCAAGGUCUGAAUGCAGAGAAGUUGAUGAGGCAAGUCUCCAAGGACGUGUGUCGGCUCCGGGAGCAGAGCCAGAAGGUGCCUCGGCAGGUGCAGUCCUUCAGGGAGAAGAUUGCCUACUUCACCAGAGCAAAGAUAAGCAUCCCAUCCCUGCCAGCUGAUGAUGUGUGAUUACAUGACUUAAGAAAUUAUUUUUUCAUCUGUUCACUUUCUUAGGGAGGGUAAAAGACUGAAGAUUUGUGUUUUUGUUUUGGUGUUUGGUUUUUUUUGGUAACGUAACUGUCAACUCUUGAAGAACUUUUAUUUCACAUCAGAUUUUCAACACAUUAAUUUGUAAAGUACCUUGAGUGUAAUUUUUAUAUGCUUAAAAAAGAAAAAAUCAUAUAAGAAAGAUGGGAUAACCUGGUACACAAAUGUUGCCCAGUAUGUGCGCAUUGCCAGUGGACUUCAUUUUGUAAAAAUGGAAUAGAGGCAGUACCCCACAUGUGUACUGUUGAGCCGGCUGUUGAGAAACAACUUGGUUCAGCCGGUGGUUUUGCUUCUCCUUUGUGUUCCUGUGAGUAGGCUGUGCCGAUGGCAGCAGCGCCACGUGGUAUCUGUGCGCUGGCGAGGAGAGGAGCGCUUUCCAUUUGGAGGCAGUGUGAGCACACGCUGGAGUGCAGCGUUCCAAAGUCCGCCCGAAAUGGAUGCUGCGUCCACGGCCAUCACCUGUGCGGGAACACCUGGUUUCCUUAAGACAAUUUCCUUUUUGUCCUUUUAUAUUUUUCUAAAGAAAACUAAGAUAUAAACUACCAAGUGCUCUUAAGAAUAAAAAUAAGAAUAAGAAUACAAAGGAGCACUACUCUUGGCUACACGAAAGAUCUUGGGAUUCAUGACACUGAGGGCAGGGAGAAGAAAGAACACCAGCCACGCAGAGAUACAAAUAAGCUCAUCAAAUGAGCAGCUGGUUUGUCUCACUCAGCCUGAAUUUGCAUUAAGUGUUCAAAAGUGAGUUUCUGGCUUGCACUAGUGUUUUGCCCUAAAUCUAAGGAUGGUGCCUAGUGGUGGCCCUGUGUUCUGAGGACAGAGAGAGCUGGAGGGGUGGAGGGAAAUGCAUCGGCACUCAUUUGGUGUAACCAAGAAGAGGGGGAAAGAUGUCUUGAUAGAAUCAAAGUUGCCAAAAACAAAGAAGAGUUUAUCAAGCAGAUUUCUAACAUUUAGUAGAAACUACUUCAUAGCUCUCAUUUUUAGGGGGUUCUAUCUAUAAUUUAUGGUAAAUAGUUGGGAGGCAAAGGGAAGAAUGUGUGUGGGGGGAUUAUUAAUUUGAAGUAUAAGCUAAAUUGUUUAUUAAAAAGCCUAUUUUGGAUGAACAAGUUUAGAGAGAUAAACUGACUAAUGUGUCCUCCAGUUUAGAAUUUCACCUUACCCGACCCAGGCACUUCUUAAAAACACAGAUCCUCAGUGCAGCUCUGCCAGCAUCAAGGCUUUUAAAAUAUGUAGUAUUUAGGCCAUUUAAACCAUACUUAUUACUCAAUAACCCAAGAAACAAUUUUGGGUUAGCCAUCUAAUAUAGCAAAUAAAAUAGAUUUUUUAAAGAAAUCCAAAAUUGUCUUAAAGGAAUGGACCCCUUGAAGAAAAAAAAAAAAAGUUUUGUUCCUCAGUUAGAAUGCUCACUAGCUCACUAGCAAGAAUUUUUAUUUUCUUGAAAGCAAUUAUAUAUAUUUUGGAAAGUUCAUGUUAUUGGAAUUGAAGUUCAAAUUAAGCAACUUCUGAGCCUAGAACUUUAAUUACUUUUUCCUAAAUGUCCCAACACUUACAUACAAAUUUCUUUGAAGACAUAACUGGACAUGGCAGACACUGCUUUGAACAAAAACCAGCCUAGUGAAUUGACUGAGUACAGUCCUUUAAGGCUGCCCAGUUCAUUCUAUUAGAUGACUAAGGAAAACUAGAAAAAGAAUACAGUUCACCCUUGUCAAGGUCAAAUGUGAAAGACAGAAGUUUAUUUAAUGUAGAGGUAAAUGAAGGUGAGCUGUUUUCAGCAUCUUAGUUUGACCAUGAAAAUGUCUAUAGAAUUAUGUGUAGUUGUUCCGUACGAUUUUAUUUUCUUCAUUUAUUUAUUUACAGUCUUAUUUAUGUUCUGUUUAAUAUAUAGUUUGAUUCUGGCCAUUUUAAAUAUUUGACACAGAAGAGACUAUAUUGGAAUAUUUACAGCUUUAUAAGUCUUUCAUCAGAUUAGCUGUUGACUUUUUGUAAUACAAAAAGUUUCAGACAAGUAUUAAAGAAUAAAAUCUGUCUCAGGCUGGUAGUUAGCAGUUGUGACCAAGAUGCUUUUGGUUGUUGUAUUUCACAAAAUUUCCUCAUUUCUAACAUGAGAGAUGAACUUAUUUUAAUAUAAUCCUUUUUCUACACUUUAAAAGUCAGCAAUAGUGUUAUGUAUUUAUAGGCAGCUUUUAAUAAUCUUGUCAUAUUUGUACUAACCCAAAUGAUUCACAGUGACAAAACAUUUUAAUAACUUGAUCACAAAACCAUAUGGACAAAUAUGAAUUUUAAUAUUAUAAAUACUAUUUUUAAAAGGUAGAAUUUAUUCGCACAGGGUAAAAAGAAUGUAAUAUUUAGUUCUCAAGUUUGAAUUAUCAGUAUAUUAUUACAAUUUUGUAUAUCAGAAUCUUAAGUGUUACAGGUACAAAAAGAAUAUUGCUAGCCAAAUGAACAAAGUUUAGCUAAAUCUCUGUAGCAUGCAAAUCAAAUAAAUUAAAAUUUUUUGCUAUUGCUUUAUCUAUAUUGUCUUAAAUAUCAAAAGCUCAGGACUGAACUUAAUAUUUAAUCAGGUUAAAUUCUGAACAUGUUUCUGUUUUAAUUUGUCUUGUUUGUAAACGUAUGCAAAUACAUCACAUAGAUUAACUGGUUUCUGCACUUUCCAUGUGUUUGUGGGUGGAAAAAAAUUCAGUGGUUUUUUUUAAAAAAAAAAGCAAAAACAAAGCUACAUAUUGCCUAAUACUCUAUUUCAGUGUCGUUUAUUGUUCAGUUUAUUUCCCUGAUUGGCACAAACACAAGAGUUUCCUUGAACCAUGUACCAAGCAAAUACAAAAUAUUUCAUGAAGAAAUCCCCAGGCUGGCAGUUUGUGAUGAAUAGUUCUUGUUGGAACUAUAUGUAUUGCUGAUAAAAAAGGACGAAGUAUUUUCAUUGAGCAAAUAAAAUGAAGGGCUCCAGAAUAUGUGCUCUGUGGUCGCUGCGCCUGGGCUGGCAGUGUGCUCCACAGAGAGGCAGCCGUCCCAGGAGGUUAUCUACCCACACACCCCAGUCCUGCCCUGCCGUGCCCCCCACAGGCUGCUCAGUGCCUGGGAAGCCAGAAACGCUGCCCGUGAAAUACAGAACACAGGAUGCAGAAGCACGUUUGUGUGGCAGAGUCUACUUGAAUCAUCCAAAACCCAAGAUCGCCCUCCUGCCUCUGACAGUAUAGAAGGCGUGACUGAAUGUGGCUGCCUUUUGAAAAAGGUUCCAUAGAGACACUGAGGUCUCUGAUUCAGAAGGAGAUGAUGUGUCUACACCUUUCACCUCUGAAGCUUCUAAAGAGCUAGUAAUUAUUUUAUAUAAUAAGACGUCAUGCAUUUUAAAUAAAUAUGCAACAAGACCUCAGGCUUAUUAUACUAGGUUAUCUUAAACACCUGAAAUAAGUAAAUGAUUUGCCAAAUGAUUCCGCUCCAUAUGAAUAAUACCUUCAAAGAUACAUAGAGAUUAAUGUUUUAUUUACCACUUCUGUGCAAUCGCUAUUUUAAAAUUGAGAAAACUCAUCCACAGUAAUGGGUGUCAUUACUAUUCAGUCUUGAUUGAUUUUGGUCUCAGACUAGAAGAUAAAAAUGGUUUACCAGUCUUGGAAAGAAACUAUAGUUUAAUAGCCACAGGAAAAGAUGCAUUUUCAAAAAUCAAAAGCACAGUGAGAUGACUAGAGCGGGACAUCCUACCAAAUCCAGUGUUGAGCAAGCGUCUCCUGAACAGCAGACGCUUGUCCUUUCUGGCUUAGUGUUUCAGGUUGGUGUUUCUCGUCUCCAGUUCUUGAUGAUGAUCUUGUGUUUGUGCCACUGCGUAGUGGCCCGAAGCUAGGGGAGCGUGGCUGGAGCAGGCUGCACAGUGGAGCAGACACCCUCCUAGCAGAAGAGAAAGUCCAGCAAACCAGCCCAGAAACAGGGCCUCCCCAAACUCCCACCUGGGGACAAAGUCUGGGACGUUCUCAUCCCAGAACUCCUGAACCGUCUUGUGGGCAACCCAAGAGACGGGAACCAGGGCUGUGACUCCCGAGGCCCAGGACAGAAUUCCUCCCAGGAUCAGCAGUCGCCUCUUGAGAUCUCUCUGACUCUCUCCAAUUCUCAAACAGUCCAGGCCAAACCCAGAGACCAGCAGGCCCAGAAAUCCCAGCCCAUUUGACAGAAACAUUAAGAUCCUGGAGACCCUGAGUUCAGCAGGCAAAGCCAGGAAGGAGUCAAAGUCCUUGCAUUGCAUCCCCACUUCCUCUUGGAUGACACAGGUUUGCCAGAGUCCCAUGGUCCAGUUUUCCAUUUCAUUUAAGUCCAGGUUGAGGUUCUUCCAGUGUGGCAGGUAGUUUGUAAGACAGGAUAAAACCCAUCCCAGCAAAGAUAAUGAAACUCCAGCUAGUUGAGCUACAGUUCUAAAUACUAAAGCCAUUAUAAUGUCCUGAGAGCUUUAGCCAAACUAACUCCUGCCCUUCGGUUGCUGUGAAAAGAAGUGUGACACUUGUGUUAUAACUUAUGAAACUCAGAAAUAUUUCUUCAUUGUGUAUAUAGGAGGAUUCUUGCCAGAGUUGCUAUUGUUUGAUUCCAUGUUGAAUGGGUUUCACAAAAGGAUAGGGAAAUAAUGCCGCCAACCAGUAAUGCCAAGGUGUGGCCAAGAUUGUGUUUGUGUCCUGUGGGCUGGAUUUGACAGAAAGCAGUUUGUCACUGAAAUAUAAUUAAGUGAUAAUCUCCUUUCAUUGUCAAGGUUAAAAUGGCUUUCAUGUUAUUCCCAACCUUUCUAACAAAGAAUUAAGUCUAAAUGCAAAAUGUUUAACUGAUGGUUUUGGUUCAACUCCUCCUGCUUUGUGUUUCACUAACUGCACCUGUCAGAUUUUCAUCUCUUAUAGUUCUCACAUUUCAAAUGUGCAUGUUAUGGUAAUACUGAGUGUUAUUUUUUAAAAAUAGGUUUAAGAAAAGUAUUUCUUAACCAAAUAAAUCAAUCUUAUCAGAAA
Molecule: messenger RNA, 8934 nt
Organism: Homo sapiens (human)
Lineage: Eukaryota; Metazoa; Chordata; Mammalia; Primates; Hominidae
Gene: WWC2
Product: WW and C2 domain containing 2
Exons: 23
Coding region: 236-3886 (1216 amino acids)
Biological process (GO): hippo signaling; negative regulation of organ growth; negative regulation of transcription by RNA polymerase II
Cellular component (GO): cytoplasm; cytosol
Molecular function (GO): kinase binding; signaling adaptor activity
Source: RefSeq, marked reviewed